Messenger RNA from Juglans microcarpa x Juglans regia, 2889 nucleotides. RefSeq names its product putative disease resistance RPP13-like protein 1. The record is from RefSeq and is a predicted model, not a curated record. The coding region runs from base 136 to 2889 and encodes 917 amino acids. NCBI's taxonomy places the organism in Eukaryota, Viridiplantae, Streptophyta, Magnoliopsida, Fagales, Juglandaceae. The transcript is spliced from 3 exons. Gene Ontology annotation, molecular function: ADP binding; protein binding. Gene Ontology annotation, biological process: defense response to other organism.
GAAAGAUUGCCCACUACUUCUUUGGUAAAAGAUUCAGAUAUUUGUGGUAGAAAUGAUGACAAGGAUGAAAUAAUUAAUAAGUUAUUUCAUGAUGAUGCUAGUGACAAUGAGAUAGGUGUGAUUGUCAUAGUAGGCAUGGGGGGAAUGGGCAAGACCACCCUUGCUCAGCUUGUAUACAAUGACAAAACGGUCCAAAAGCAUUUUCACCCUGUAGCAUGGGUUUGUGUUUCAGAAGACUUUGAUAUGUUUAAAGUAACGAAAACAAUUCUGGAAGCAGUAACUUCUUCGACCAGUGAUAUUAAAGAUCUAAAUCGGCUUCAACUUCAACUAAAGGAGAAAUUGAUGGGAAAGAAAUUCCUAAUCAUUUUGGAUGAUGUUUGGAAUACGAAGUACACUGAUUGGGAGAUAUUAAGCAACCCCUUUAAAUCUGGGGCACAAGGAAGUAGGAUCAUCGUAACAACGCGAGAUGUUGAUGUUGCAUCAGCCAUGUGUGCUUUUGAAAUUCAUCAUCUAAAGGAAUUACAAGACGAGGAUUGUUGGAAACUAUUUGCAAGACAUGCAUUUCUGCAUGAUGCUAACUCCUAUAUGCAUUUAGAGUUUGAAGAUUUAGGUCGACAAAUUGUACAAAAAUGUAAAGGUCUACCUUUAGCAAUAAAAACAAUUGGGGCGCUCUUGCGAUCCAAAGUUGAUGUUAGUGAAUGGUGUAAGGUUUUGAAUAGUGAGAUAUGGAGUUUGUCAAAUCAAGAAAUACAAAUUCUUCCUGCUCUAAGAUUAAGCUAUAAACACCUUCCCUCAUAUAUAAAACGGUGUUUUGCUUACUGUUCAAUAUUUCCAAAAGACUAUCCCUUCAAAAAAGAUCAAUUAGUUUUAUUAUGGAUGGCAGAAGGUCUUCUCCACGAGACUGAAAACCAAACAAUGGAAGAAAUUGGUGAUGAUUGUUUUGACACUCUUGUAUCAAGAUCAUUAUUUCAAAAGUCGAGUGAAGAUGAAUUUAGCUUUCAGAUGCAUGAUCUCAUCAAUGACUUGGCAAAAUUUGUAUCUGGUGAAUUUACAUUUAGGUUGGAGGUUGAUAGUUCUCCCCGAAUCGUUAACAAGACUCGUCAUGUGUCAUAUGUUCCAACUCCAUAUGAGAACAUCCAGCAGUUCAAGGCUCCUCAAGAAGCUAUGCAAUUGCGUACGUUUUUGGCAUUAGAAUCGUCACCAAGUUACACAAUUCAAAGUUUUUUUCGUGAUGUGUUGCCAAAGUUAGGUCGUUUACGGGUGCUCUCCCUAUCUCACUACUGGAGGCUGUACGAGUUGCCAGAAUCAAUUGGAAAAAUUACACAGUUACGUUAUUUGGACAUUUCUAAUUCGGGAAUUAAAAGGUUGCCUGAAUCUUUAUGUAAGUUGUACAAUUUGCAGACAUUGAAGUUAUCUCAUUCUCCAGAUCUUGAAACAUUGCCAAGAGACAUGCAAAAACUCGUUAAUUUACGCCAUCUUGAUUUGACUGGAACUGCCAUAAUGGAGAUGCCGAUACAUAUGGGCAAACUAAAAUGUCUCCAGACAUUAACCAAGUUUGUCGUUAGCAAACGCACUGGGUGUAGCAUUAGAGAAUUGGGAAAGCUUGCAAAUCUUCGAGGAGCACUUUCUAUCUCGGAUCUUGAAAAUGUUGAAUCCUUCACCGAUGCAGAAGGUGCAUACUUGAGGAAUAAAAUGGACCUUAAAGAGUUAGCGUUAAACUGGAAAGAAGGUUUAAAUACUGAGAUUUCAGAAAGUCAAAGAGAUGUACUCAACGGUCUGCAACCACAUAGAAACUUGAAAAGUCUCACAAUAAAUUACUACAUGGGUGGAUGUUUUCCAAAUUGGGUAGGGGAUCAUUCCUUCCCUUAUGUAACGUCUAUUCAUUUGGAAAACUGUAAAUAUUGUUGCAGCUUACCAGCACUUGGGCAGCUACCCUCUUUACAAAACCUCUCUAUUGUUGGUUUUGAUGUAAUUGUUGCAGUGGGUGAAGAGUUUUACGGAAGUACUGGUUCUUCUUCUAUUAAGCCGUUUGGGGCAUUGAAAGUUUUGAAAUUUGAGCAGAUGUUGAAUUGGGAGAAAUGGAUUUCUUUUGGUGCCGAAAAUGAAGGAGGAGCUUUCCAUAGUCUCGAGGAGCUUUAUAUUCGGAAAUGCUCAAAGCUAACGGGAGAUUUGCCCAUUCACCUUCCUUCUUUGGGUAUCCUUCAGAUUAUAGACUGUCCGAAGAUGCUGGCUUCACUCCCAAGGGCUCCAGCUAUAUGUCAAUUGAAGCUGAUAAAUUAUGCAGUGGAUAUGGGUGGUCUACCCUCUACGUUAAAAACUCUUGAAAUAAACAAUUGCAAGAAGUUAGGGCUCCCAACGAACUUGUACUAUUCAUGCCUUGAAGUUGUGUACUUGAUCAAUUGUGGUUCUCUUCGGUCCAUUCCAAUGGAUAUAUUCCUAAAUGUUAAGGAUCUGAGAAUCCGAAGUUGUACGGAUCUAGAAUCUCUUACAGUUGCAGAACAAGUACAUCAACAUGAUUUAGUGGCCUUGUCAUCUCUACGUAUCUCAGAGUGUCCUAAUUUUGUGUCAUUUCCGAGAGGAGGAUUGCACGCCACCAACCUUGGAAUCUUAGAGAUCAGUUAUUGUGAGAGUUUGAGAUCGCUACCUGAAAAGAUGCACAUGCUCCUUCCAUCUCUUACUGAAUUUUCUAUAGAAGGGUGUAAAAAUAUUGAGACGUUUCCAGAAGGGGGCUUGCCUUCCAGUCUGAAUGAGAUUAAUAUUUGGAAUUGUGAGAAACUCGUUGAGAGUCGGAUGGGGUGGAGUUUGCAAAAUCAUGCCUCUCUUAGAAAUUUGAUGAUUAGAGGCGGACCGGAAGACACUACAAGAAACAGAGCCUUUCCCGGCGCCUAA